Messenger RNA from Cynocephalus volans (Philippine flying lemur), 930 nucleotides. Its product is annotated as olfactory receptor 2G6-like. The coding region runs from base 1 to 930 and encodes 309 amino acids. The record is from RefSeq and is a predicted model, not a curated record. Lineage: Eukaryota; Metazoa; Chordata; Mammalia; Dermoptera; Cynocephalidae. The transcript has 2 exons. Gene Ontology annotation, biological process: G protein-coupled receptor signaling pathway; detection of chemical stimulus involved in sensory perception of smell. Gene Ontology annotation, molecular function: olfactory receptor activity; G protein-coupled receptor activity. Gene Ontology annotation, cellular component: plasma membrane.
AUGGAAAGAGCUAAUGACAGCACACUUUCAGGAUUCAUUCUCCUGGGCUUCUCCAACAGGCCUCAGCUGGAAACAGCUCUCUUUACGGUCAUCCUAAUCAUCUACUUUCUGAGCCUUCUAGGCAAUGGCACCAUUAUACUGCUGUCGAUUGUGGAUUCUCGCCUCCACACGCCUAUGUAUUUCUUCCUUUCCAAUCUCUCUUUUAUGGAUCUUUGUCUGACUACUUGCACAGUCCCUCAGACACUGGUCAACUUCAAGGGGAAGGACAAGACCAUCACCUAUGGUGGUUGUGUGACCCAGCUCUUCAUUGCCUUGGGACUUGGGGGAGUGGAGUGUGUCCUUCUGUCAGUCAUGGCCUAUGACCGCUAUGCAGCCGUCUGCCGCCCACUCCACUACAUGGUGAUCAUGCAUCCCCGACUUUGUUUGCAGCUGGUUGUAAGUGCUUGGCUUACAGGGUUUAGCAAUUCUGUGCUACAGACGGCAUUGACCAUGACUCUUCCCCUUUGUGGCAAAAACCAAGUGGACCAUUUCUUCUGUGAAGUUCCAGUGAUGCUGAAACUGGCCUGCACCAACACCUCCAUCAACGAGGCUGAACUCUUUGCCGUCAGUGUCUUCUUCUUGGUGGUGCCCCUCUCACUCAUCUUAGUGUCCUAUGGUUACAUUACUCGUGCAGUCCUGAAGAUAAAUUCGGCCCAGGGGAGGCGGAAAGCUUUUGGAACCUGCGGUUCUCACCUGCUGGUAGUGAUCAUUUUCUUUGGUACACUCAUCUCCAUGUAUCUCCAGCCUCCCUCCAGUUAUUCGCAGGACGUGAACAAAAGCAUCGCACUCUUCUAUACUCUGGUGACUCCCCUGCUGAAUCCCCUGAUUUACACUCUGAGGAACAAGGAAGUCAAAGGGGCACUAAGGAGACUCUUCAACAAAUCCUCAUAA